GCCACUGCUCACUCCUCAGUCGUCACGCUUGUUUUCACAUUCGUUCCUGCCUGCCUGCCUGCCUGCUCCUCGCCCUCACCGGCAGCAGAGUGGUAAAUCGUAAGAAGCCCUUGCUUUCCUCACGAUUCGCUUGCUCUCUCCCCUCCCCGGCUAUAGUCUCCUCUUCUCGCUCGCAGAUCCAUGUCGGGCGGCCGCUGACUGUUGGCGUCGAAGCUGCAAAGUUACUGGUUCUAGCACGGGCGCGGCGCGGUUGCGGAGGAGGAGGAGGGAUCGGCGGAGAUGAGGAUGAAGACGCUGGCGUGCUGCCGGCGGCGGCCGCAGGACUUCAGCAUCGACAUGGACAAAGAGCCCGACAGGGUGAUGACAUAUAAUGGCCUCGAGACCUGCAUUAUCAACAGUUCCGCCUAUGACGAUGAUAGUGCCAUUAGUGCAACAACAGGCGGAGAUGGAUGUGUCACCACUGAUUCCCUUGAUGAUGAAGUCUCUAGUUGCUCUAGUAAAGAUGCUUCUGGUUCUUCCUUCUCUUCACACUGCCUUAGCAAGCAGGAUGAGCAUUCACUAGAUGAGUUGGGUACACCCAUCGCAAUUCAUCUACUCCCUUUCAAAGGGAAGAAACCAAUCACAUAUACCUUGAGCGCUUCAGAUAUUGAAAACAUGAAGGAAAAAUUUGCAAAGCUAUUGCUCGGUGAUGAUACUUCAGGAGGAGCUAGGGGCGUUUGCGCGGCUCUGGCCUUGUCCAAUGGCAUAAUCAAUCUCUCUGCAACUGUUUUUGGAGAACUCUGGAAGCUGGAACCAUUGUGCGAAGAUAAAAAGAUCAGGUGGAGAAAAGAAAUGGACUGGUUGCUGUCUCCUACAACUUAUAUGGUGGAGUUGGUUCCAACGAAGCAAAGCGGGGCAGAUGGAUGCACAUUUGAGAUUAUGACUCCAAAGGCCCGCUCAGAUGUUCAUGUGAACCUUCCUGCCCUUCAGAAGCUUGAUGCGAUGCUCAUUGAAGUGAUGGACUCUAUGAUAGAUACAGAGUUCUGGUAUGAGGAGAGUGGUAGCAGAGCUGAUGGUCGGGGCAAAAUUACAGGUCCAAGGAAGAGUAAAAAGUGGUGGCUCCCAUCUCCUCGUGUCCCUGAGGAAGGGCUAUCUCAAUUUCAGCGAAAAAGGCUUGUUUUUCAGGCUAAGCUUGUUCAUCAGAUCCUCAAAGCUGCAAAAUCCAUCAACGAACAAGUCCUAUUCCAUAUGCCUAUUCCGGCAGCUGUUAUGGAUGCCCUUCCUAAGUCUGGGAGAGCUAGCUUGGGGGAAGAUUUGUAUCAGGCUAUAACCACACAGUAUAUUCCUAUAGAGGAAAUAUUUGUUUCGCUCAGUUUGAAAACUGAGCAUAGUGUGCUCGAGACUAUUAACCGGUUGGAGGGUGCAGUGUUUGCAUGGAACCAAAGAAUUCUAGAGGAAAGAAGCAAGAGGUCCCCAGGACGCCAUUCCUGGAGCUUCAUGAAGGAUAGCUCAUCAGAACUUGACAAGAUGUCUGCAUGCAUCGAAAGGGUUGACACACUUGUGCAGCUUCUGAAAUCCAGAUAUCCGAACCUGCCUCCAACUUUUAUAGAUGUUUUAAAGGUCCAAUACAAUGUGGACGUGGGGCAUGCAAUUGUGGAGGCCUACUCUAGGGUUCUUGUUGGGGUAGCAUUCAGCAUACUGUCACGUGUAGCCGAGAUACUGCUGGAGGAUGACUUGAUCAAGAAGCCCAACACCCCCAUGGCCACACUGAAGUUCGACCUCUCCUCGGACGUGUACUUGGCAGGUAUCACAGAGACGCCACCGGGACACAUCCGACGGUCCCUUAUGGACCAGAUCAGCAUGGUUGACGGGCGCUUUGAUGCUGUUGUCAAGAAGAAAGGGGUGAAACAGCUGAGGUGGUGAGGCCACAGUUAGCUGUUGUGAAUCUUUUGGCCAUGUACAGGGUGAUGCAGGGCCCAGUGUCCGCUCCACAAGGUUACCUUACCUUAGCUAUAGUGCAGUGUAAUGUAUUUGGCGACGAGUUUAUAGCGUACUGUAAGAGCAGCAUUAGGUGAAAAUCCUGCCUGUCGAAGUGUCCGGAUGUUGCUGUUGCGUCUGAACAAUCUGAUGCUCUUGAUCAGCCUCUGCUGCAUUUCUUGCUGGCA
Messenger RNA from Sorghum bicolor (sorghum), 2144 nucleotides. RefSeq names its product rop guanine nucleotide exchange factor 14. The record is from RefSeq and is a predicted model, not a curated record. The coding region runs from base 280 to 1902 and encodes 540 amino acids. Gene Ontology annotation, molecular function: guanyl-nucleotide exchange factor activity. Lineage: Eukaryota; Viridiplantae; Streptophyta; Magnoliopsida; Poales; Poaceae. The transcript is spliced from 8 exons.